GUUCAUAAACAACUUGCCGGAUACUAUCAACGUCACUAUGGGUGACACUUCUUUUGGAAUGCUGGCAUCUCUUUCUGCCAGUAAUUACAGUCUCUUUCCAGGAGGAAGAAAAGAUAAGAUUGUGGUUGUGAGAAAUUCAAUGCCUUGUUCAGUUACUUCUAAAGCAUUUGGGUUUGGCAGUGCCUAUACAAUUGUAAUUAAUGAGUGUUCUAUAGACACUCUUGAUGUAACAUACUCUGAAGAUAUCUCACCCAACACAGUCCAUAUGGCUUGGCAGAUCCCUCAGUAUUUUAUCCUUACGUGUGCAGAAGUAGUCUUCUCUGUCACUGGGCUUGAGUUUUCAUACUCGCAGGCCCCAUCUAAUAUGAAGGCAGUGCUGCAAGCAGGGUGGCUGUUGACUGUGGCUGUCGGUAACAUAAUUGUCCUUAUCGUGGCUGGAGCAUCCAAACUCAGUGAGCAGUGGGCAGAAUAUGUGCUGUUUGCUGCCUUGCUUUUGGCAGUCUGCAUCGUUUUUGCUAUCAUGGCUUGUUUUUAUACCUAUGUUGAUCCAAAUGAGGUUGAAGCCCAACUUGAAGAGGAAGAAAAGAAAGAAGGCAAAAAUUAUAUAUGCAUCUUUGGAAAGCAAGCUGACUCUCAGAUGUAA
This is a messenger RNA of Eurypyga helias (sunbittern), 643 nucleotides long. Its product is annotated as solute carrier family 15 member 1-like. Gene Ontology annotation, molecular function: dipeptide transmembrane transporter activity. NCBI's taxonomy places the organism in Eukaryota, Metazoa, Chordata, Aves, Eurypygiformes, Eurypygidae. The record is from RefSeq and is a predicted model, not a curated record. The transcript is spliced from 5 exons. Gene Ontology annotation, cellular component: membrane. The annotation marks the transcript as partial. Gene Ontology annotation, biological process: transmembrane transport.